CACGACCCAACAUUGCAUUUAGAGCAGCUGUUUCCUUCUUGUGGCUGUUUCCUAUUGGCCUACAUUGCAGCACUCAAAUUUGCCACGAUACCCAAACCAGACCCAAACAGGACACGUCAUGUGAAGAUUGACACGUCACUAACCAAUGAUCGAGCCAAUGAGGGUUUCGGUGGGUUGUGACGAAACUACCGAGAAGCCAAUCACACGCCUUACAUGGCCUGACGCCAUUGUUGACAGGAAGCGCACUGGGGCUGAAGCAGCUAUCCCGAUCAGACCCUUGCCCAUCCAAAGUUUCAUUAACGCACGUCUAUCUUUUUGAACGUUUGUAAGGUCGAAUAAUAAUGAUUGGUGAGAACGAACCGAGGAAAAGAUGCAAUGGAGGUCAAUAGUAGUCGGUCUGGUCGUGUUGAGGCUGUCUCUCAGCUGUGUGGUGUGGCUAGCAUUUGGACUUGGACAUAAUGUGAGCUGGGGCUUUAACUUCCCUCUGAAUUUUAACCUGCAGACUUUGGAUCUUAAGCUAUUCAAAGACGAAACGGAGGCUUUGAAGGGUAAUUCAUGGUCUCAGCGCAUACCGAGUGGAAAGUAUGACGAGCCAAGGACCUCCUGUCCAAAGAUUGGAGAAGACUCUCCUCAGAAGUCCUACAUGAACUUCUAUGAUGGGAAUAAGGACGAAUAUGUCAAGCGGUACAACACCUUUCCAGAUACUCUUAAAGCGCAAAUGAAGGCCCAGGCAAAAGACAUGUUCUAUUUUGGAUACGACAAUUACAUGAAAUAUGCCUUUCCUGAAGACGAGCUCAAUCCAAUUGAUUGUCAGGGCCGAGGACCAGACGUCCUGAACCCGUCAAACAUCAACAUAAAUGAUGUUUUGGGGAACUACUCGUUGACAUUGAUUGACACCCUAGACACAUUACUGGUCCUUGGCAACAUCACAGAGUUCCAAAGGGCUGUGAAGCUGGUUAUAGACACGGUGUCCUUUGAUAAGGACUCCACCGUGCAGGUCUUUGAGGCAAACAUCAGGAUCCUGGGCAGCUUGAUCUCCUCCCACAUCCUACUGACCGACCCAAAGCACCCUUUUGGCGACGUUGGCAUCGAAGGCUACGACAACGAGCUACUCCACAUGGCCCACGACCUGGCCGUGCGCCUGCUGCCUGCCUUCGAGAACACCAUCACGGGCAUUCCUUACCCCAGAGUGAACCUGAAGACGGGGGUGCCGGCGGACAGCAUCAACGAGACGUGCACAGCGGGCGCGGGCUCCCUGCUGGUGGAGUUCGGGAUCCUGAGCCGCCUGCUGGGGGACUCCACGUUCGAGUGGGUGGCCCGGCGGGCCGUCCGGGCCCUCUGGAGCCUGAGGAGCAAGGAGACGGGCCUGCUAGGCAACAUUGUAAACAUCCAGACAGGCCAGUGGGUGGGCAAGCAGAGUGGCGUGGGCGCGGGCAUGGACUCCUUCUACGAGUAUCUCCUGAAGUCCUACAUCCUGUUUGGGGAGAAGGAGGACUACAGGAUGUUCCAGGCUGCCUACGAGAGCAUUCAGAACCACUUGAGAAGAGGGAGAGAGUCGUGUAAUGAAGGAGAGGGCGACCCACCCCUCUACGUUAACGUUAACAUGUUCAGCGGGCAGAUCAUGAACACCUGGAUCGACUCCCUGCAGGCCUUCUUCCCAGGUCUCCAGGUUUUGAGCGGCGAUGUGGAGAACGCCAUUUGCCUCCAUGCCUUCUACUACGCCAUCUGGAGGCGAUACGGCGCUCUGCCGGAGCGGUACAACUGGCAGCUGCAGGCCCCCGACGUGCUGUUCUACCCCCUCAGGCCUGAGCUGGUGGAGUCCACCUACCUGCUCUACCAGGCGACAAAAAACCCGUUCUACCUUCAUGUCGGAAUGGAUAUUCUCCAAAGCCUGGAGAAAAAUGCCAAAGUCAGAUGCGGAUAUGCAACUCUCCACCACGUCGUGGACAAGUCCAAAGAAGAUCGGAUGGAAAGCUUCUUCCUCAGCGAGACUUGCAAAUACCUUUAUCUGCUCUUUGAUGAGGACAACCCGCUGCACAAGUCUGAGAACAAGUACAUAUUCACCACCGAGGGCCACAUCGUGCCGAUAGACCAGCGCUUCAGGGAGAAACAGUGGGAGGACCUCUUCCCCUUGGAGGAGGGAGAGACCCCCGAGGAUGAGCCACAGAAUCCGCCUCGCAACACAAGCAACUGUGGCCGGAUCCCCGACGCGCGGCGCUUCGCUCUGCCACUGAAGAGCGUCUACAUGAGGCAGAUAGACCACAUGGUGGGUCUGUUCUGAACCUGCAGAAGAGCAGCGCUUCGGCCACAACCUAGGGUUCUCCCCCCCCUCCGCUGCCUGUCUGAGUGUGGCCCGUGUAUGUACAGAAGGGAUUCCCUGUUUUAACACAUUUUGUACUCCUGAUGAGCUCAGGUCCAAGGUAGUCAAUAAUGGUGCCAAACGAGUCAUGGAAAUUGAUUGUACUUCAUUGCUUAUUUUCUUUCUCUCUGUAUUGAUUAAAGUGUUUAGUGUCUUGACUCGAAUAGAGAGAGACAAUUGUGGAACGUUGUGGGAAUUGUACUUCCAAGUUUUAAACUGUGACCAACAGAGGUUUAUGUGGUGGUUUUUAUAAGAGCGACUCUUUUCGUAAUGAACAAACUAAUGGCACGUCGAGCACAUGUUGGUGUCUGGAGUGUUUACGUUUACACACACACAGACACACAGACACACAGACACACACACACACACACACACACACACAGACACACAGACACACAGACGAUACCAGUUACAGAACUGUCCUGAAUUCACACUAACACUUUCGUGUGCCUCACUGCUGUGUAUUGUGCUCUUGAAGAGCAACAUCAAGGUGUCUUGGAUUUGAUGCCUCAAUCUGGGCUUUUUAAUAGUAUUUAAUUGUAUUAAUUAAAUUAAAGAAAAUUCUAGGUCUUAAACUCUUCCAUAAGAUAACUUUCUAAUGUCCCCACUAGAACAACAGAGUAGUUUAUACACAGACUUGGAUCUGCUACUGUGCACCUUUUUUAUUUAACUCUAUGUACCUCAUGUACUACAAUGUGCUGUCUCUGCAAGGAGUUCUUUAUGCAAUAGGUAAAGUUAGAUGUGGGGCAGAAUGGGACUUUUUUUUUUUUCUGAAACCUCAGCUGACCUCAGAUUUUCUAUGGUGGGAGUGGAAUAUACGCAUAAAAACAACGCCCCUUUUUUUGCAUGCAUGCUCAUCUCAGGCUGCUGGUGACUUGACGUCGAGCAGUAAGCCAACUGAUGUACCUUGACCAUAGGAGAGGAAGGUCUAGGGGGACCUGUGCUAUUGUUGAAGUGCCUUAAACAUUUUUUUAAGCCCCUUCUAGAGCUCAUUCACUGUUGUUUGAUAUUGAUGAUUGAUUUUGACGUUUUUUUCAGCCACUAUUUAUUUUCCACAUUGGCAAUCAUUCCAUACUUUACGAACAGUGCUCCUAAUGUUAUGGAAUUCCGCUCCUUCCUUCUUAGAACACAACAGAAAAAGCCAUAAAGUGUAUCAUUUUUGUAUCAAUUGACCAGGCACAGCUUGCGCCUCAUGUGGUAAUCUUUGUCAUUGUUUUUCUGAUUUGGAAAGUGGUUUACUAGCACGCAAGCAUGGAGGUAUAAGGCUGCAGAGAAGUCAUCAGUUAAUAUAUCCUCACUAAAUUGUGCAAAAUUAUGUCUAUUGUGUGUAAUGUGGUAAGAACUCAGGGCAUAAAUGAGUAAUCUCGUCCAUAAACAACUGUCUUAAAGGUCUGCUCUGCCAGUGGUUUCAAUCUGUUGUUCUUUUGAGCGCUGUAGCUAUUUAUGAUCUUACUUUUGAAAACGUUUGUCUUGGGGCAAAACAAAGCACUCGGUUCAAGUAUUUACAUCUCUUUGCACUUUGGGUGUUUAUCAUUUGUAUUGGGUUAGUGUUUUCAAGUAUAAACGAUCUUGUAACUUAACGUUUCAUCGAUGCACAGCUACACCAAAUCUCAAGUAUUGGGAGUAUUGGGUAAUAGGAGUCGUGAUUUGUUAGUCCACCAGAUAAUCCUCAUUCAAUAUUACACACCAAACCCUUAUGUGUCCACCACUUGAAGGCUUAGCUCAGACCGUUCAUCUCGACGAUGUCAAAACAAAACAGGUCUUCCGGUGUUGAACUUGUGGUUUAGGAUCAGUCAGUUCAAUUCUUCCAAUAUGAAUAAUAUGCAUGAGUUCUGAGAUGAUGAGACAUUCGGUUUCAUAAUGGCCGGGUUCACUUUGAACUCAAUCCCAACUGUUCACUUUACACUUCUAAGCGUUAUUAUUUUUCAAUGUCUGGAAAAUGUUCUGGGAAAAAAAUGCAAUGGAAUUAAUAAAUGGCAAACGAUGAACCAAGGAA
This is a messenger RNA of Gadus macrocephalus (Pacific cod), 4355 nucleotides long. RefSeq names its product ER degradation enhancer, mannosidase alpha-like 1 (gene edem1). The coding region runs from base 371 to 2281 and encodes 636 amino acids. Gene Ontology annotation, biological process: endoplasmic reticulum mannose trimming; mannose trimming involved in glycoprotein ERAD pathway; carbohydrate metabolic process. Gene Ontology annotation, molecular function: calcium ion binding; mannosyl-oligosaccharide 1,2-alpha-mannosidase activity. The record is from RefSeq and is a predicted model, not a curated record. The transcript has 12 exons. Lineage: Eukaryota; Metazoa; Chordata; Actinopteri; Gadiformes; Gadidae. Gene Ontology annotation, cellular component: endoplasmic reticulum; membrane.